GGAUGGGCAGCGCCAGCCCCGGGCUGACCACUCUGCCCCCCAGCCGCCUUGCCCGGCCAGACACUGCCUUGCUGCCGCCGCCGCAGGACCCCGACACCCGGAGCUGGGGCUGCCCAGAUAGCCCCAGCCCCCCCGCCACCCCCGAGCAGCCCCUGCCCGCUUUCUGCCUGCACUACUUCGACAUGCUCUACUCCGAGGACAUCGCCUGGGCCACCAAGGGCAUGGGGGAACCGUCCCAAUGCAAUGCCCAGGGUGGGCGAGGGGAGGUGCAGAAGGAGCCGGAGCAAUGUCCCAUCAUUGACAGCCAAGGCUUGGGGCUGGGGGCCGAGGGGGAUCUGCAGGCCAGCCUGCACCUGGAGGAGCACUCGCUGGAGCAGGUGCAGAGCAUGGUGGUGGGCGAAGUGCUGAAGGACAUCGAGACGGCCUGCAAGCUCCUCAACAUCGCCGCAGACCCUGUGGACUGGAGCCCCAGCAAUGUGCAGAAGUGGAUCCUGUGGACGGAGCACCAGUACCGGCUGCCACAGAUCGGGAAGUCCUUCCAGGAGCUGUCGGGCAAGGACCUGUGUGCCAUGUCUGAGGAGCAGUUCUGCCAGCGCUCACCUGCCUGCGGUGAUAUCCUGCAUGCCCACCUCGACAUCUGGAAGUCUGCUGCCUGGAUGAAAGAAAAAGCCGCCCCAGGAGAUGUGAGAUGCUGCGGAGGUGAUGCCAGCUGGGCGGACAGCGAGGUGGACUCAUCCUGCGCCGGCCAACCCAUCCACCUCUGGCAGUUCCUCAAAGAGCUGCUGCUGAAACCCCACAACUACGGCCGCUUCAUCCGCUGGCUCAACAAGGAGAAAGGCAUCUUCAAGAUUGAGGACUCAGCACAAGUGGCCCGUCUGUGGGGCAUCCGGAAGAACCGCCCGGCCAUGAACUACGACAAGCUGAGCCGCUCCAUCCGGCAGUAUUACAAGAAAGGCAUCAUCCGGAAACCCGACAUCUCCCAGCGCCUCGUCUACCAGUUUGUCCACCCAGUCUGAGUGGUGGCGGCGGGACAGGCUGAGUCCUGGGAGGGAUGGGGACUUUUGCCGCCUCCCUCUGCUUCCCAGCCACAGAAACCGUCUUCCAGCACUAAGGACCACGGCUGGGGUGCGAGAGGCUCGACGCCCUCUGGGGCCACCAACGGCAGACCAUAGGACUCCUCUGGCCCCGCAGCCUUGGAGGGGACAGAUGAGCCCCCAGCUUAGGGACCACCACCAAAGUGCCCAGGUGCAGGGCAAGGACUGUGCAGAGCCCUCGUCUCCCGCGAGUGCUCCCGGGGCGGGGUGGGCAUGGAAUUCAGGGCCGGCGGAGGAGACAUGGGGUUGAUUGGGGUAAGAUAAAGGCAGAUGAAUCUGUGGCUGACGCAGGGCUCCCCACAGCCUUGGUGCCCUUUGGGAGGGAUUGAAGGUGGGAGAGGGCUGGGGCCACCCAGGGGAGGAGCUGAGGGGAUGCAGGAGUCCUGCCCCCAGGUCUCUUGCCCCCAGCACGUUGUCCUCACACUCUGCAGCCCCAGGGCAUCAUCAGGACACAGAGGCCAAGGGCACAUCUCAGCAGGAGACCUCAAUAUCCCUGUGACAUCAUGCCCCAGGGCUGCUUUUGGGGGGACAUGACCCCAUUGGGGCCACACUCCCCUCCAGCCAGAUCCUGUCCCCAUGCCACCACCGGGCCAGCCGUGGGACCGGCUGCCCUCGGUGCCCAUCAGGAGUGACCUGGUGUGCUGCAGCAGCUGGGCUGCUCCGGAUUCACCCCAGCAAUCAGCUCCCAGCCCUCAUCCCUGUUCGGGGUGGGCAGCAGCGUGGCCAAGGGCUCUGUCCUCCGCUGCAUCUCAAUCCUCAGCUGCAAAGAA
Phalacrocorax carbo (great cormorant) is the source of this 1864-nucleotide messenger RNA. The record is from RefSeq and is a predicted model, not a curated record. Lineage: Eukaryota; Metazoa; Chordata; Aves; Suliformes; Phalacrocoracidae.